UCCUGUGAUGAUGUGCAUGCACAUGUGUCUGUACGUACGUCGGGUGCCGGUGCUAGGCGAUGCCAGGAUGUGCAUGCCCUUAUGCUCAGCACUGCAAAAUUUGCAAGCCAGGAAGGUGGACACACGAUAAAUAUACGGCGGCGGGGUCGCAAAACCCUACCAGAUUUACCCCGAUUUCGGACCGGACCGGCCAACGACCGCGGCACAGCAUCGCAAUGGACGACCUCCUCGGUGGAAACAGCCUCUAUGAUGGCGAAGAGAGCGAUUUCAAGUACAUUCUGGACUCCGAUGUGUUCCAUAAUGUGCCUCUGUCAGAGCAGCUGGAGGGCGUCCAGAGUGACACCUGGUUCAACACCCUGUUUGACGACCCCAUGUUGUGUGACAGGGACUUCGGAGCCCCUUCGCCGACCCCCCACAUUCAGGCCGAGCACAGCUACAGUCUCAGCUCCCUCAGCGAGCCCGACUCACCUGUCUCCAGUGGGUUAACCGAAGAUGAACUAGACACCUUUGAUCUGCCCCUGGUGGAUCCUGAGACCAACCUGCCCCUCAUCAUCAAAUCGGAACCCUUGGAUGACCCCACAGAGGCCCAUUUCGUCCUGAAGGAGGACCUGCCCAGGGUGAUCUUCCCAACGCCGAAGAUGGAAGGCAGCAACCCCCAUGGACCCAAGCCAGUGCAGAACAUCAAACCCAAACAGGGCACCAUCAAGAUCAAAGUGGAACCAAUGAUGCUGGAUAUGAGAACGGACAACGGGGGAAUUGUGUUUCAAAGAAAACUAGACAUUGUUUUGAAAGAUCUUUCACCAUUGGCAAUGGCCACAGGACUUGAUGGACUAUGCCUCCCACCCACCCCACCCAGCAGCACGACCAGUGACAGCGAGGGUGGGAACAGCCCCUCCCGACAGACCUCAGAACCCGGAAGCCCACGCCCCCUGCCAACGAUAGUCAAGAAGCAAGACCUGCACUCGCGAAUGAUCAGCACCCAGCCACUGUUCACCAACACACAGAGAUUACCUCAGUCUGGCCCCCUCAUUCUAACUGAAGAGGAGAAGAGGACGCUGAUCCAGGAAGGCUAUCCAAUCCCAACCAAGCUCCCACUGACUAAGUCCGAGGAGAAGUCCCUGAAGAAAGUCAGGAGGAAGAUCAAAAAUAAAAUCUCGGCACAGGAGAGCAGACGAAAGAAGAAAGAGUACGUAGAAGCUUUGGAAAGAAAAAUGGAGACUUUUACACAAGAAAACUCGGACCUGAAGCGGAAGCUCCAGUCCAUGGAGUCCACCAACAGAACCCUAGCGGCGCAGCUACAGAAGCUUCAAAGCAUCGUCAACAAAGUGGCUAAACCACUCAAGGCUAACUCUACCCAGUCCAGUACCUGCUUAAUGGUGCUUGUCCUAUGCUUUGCAGUCUUCCUUGGUGGCUGGUCUCCACAGUCCCUCUUUGGCAACUCCAACCUUCCCAAGAUGCCCUCGACACCCGGCCCACAGUACGGACCCUUUCCGAGCAGUUACUACGCCAGCAUGCACUACCAUGACAACCUGAAGAAAGAGGCUAAGACAGCUGGUCAGUCUGGCAUCCCCUAUGGACCGGAGCAACACUAUGGCCCCUACUACGGCCCUUAUAUCUCUCCAAGUGUACGAUCCUCAAGAAUGCUCUUUUCCAACGAUGACAGCGAACUCGACCAGAAACCGCCCCCUAACUACCCCUACAUGGAACGGAUGAACCCCCUGGACCAUGGCCUGGCAACGUCAGCCAGCGACAGCGCUCUGCGCAACAGGAAACUAAUGGUGCCUCGUCAGCACCCGGAGACAAACACCAUGGCCACCACCGGAUCAUUCCUUGGCAGCCAAGGGUCAGGGGUCAAUCCUGCCGAGGCUGAAGGCUUAGUAGGUUUGCAGGCUGUGAUGCACCCGGACAUUGAGGCCCAAUUAGUUGCCAUGGAUUCGGUGACCAGACUGACAAACAACUCCAAGAACAAGUAACAAUUUCUCCCCAUGAUCAGUAAAAAUUGGAUUAAAACUGACCAGUUUUCAUCAGAUGGUGAAAUCUGUUGUGUUGAUGUACUUUUGCAGCUUUACAAAAAAAAAAUUGUCUUAACAAUUGGUGCCAAUAUGAGUAUUAAUAAGAGUAAGCACUCCAUGAUAAUGGUCUUACAUCCUGUUUAUCCUGCCUGUAAGUUAAGUGAAUGCUGCUUAUCAAAUUUUUAUAAAACCUUAUGUACAACCUAAAUUUUCCUCAGAAGAAUAUCACAAAAAGUAACUCUAAAAACUACUUCCAUCAUUAUUUAAGACUAAAAGGGCCAAACAAUGGUGCAGGGCAUAGUGUUAAAAAAUCAUGCUUUGGGAUACGUUUGUGAUAGAUCAAGGUUGAACAGUUCAAGCUAUUUGUGCCUUUAAAACAAAAACCUUGGAGCUUUAUUUUUUAUCAACCGAACACAUUGGUUGGUUCUAAUUCAUCCCUUUUGUGUUUAUUUAACAGUACUGUAAGUCGAAAGAAUUCCCUAAGAAUCCUUAAAGAUUCCAAGACAGUAAAUGUAAAGUCUGGGGAAUUAAGUGCCUUGUUUGCUUAAAAUCAACUAGCAUCUAAGUGUUAAGUUCGCUGUGGAUAAUUUAGUCUGGCUUUAAUGCCUCCUGCAUGUUACAGUUUAGGCUUCAGACCCUGCAACUUGGAUAUAUAUUAAUUACCUCACCUGGUUGUCUCACCGGUUCGUCAGGUUUUAAGACUGUGAAUUGAUGGGGCUGUGUAAGAUCUGUAGAGGAGAGCAAAGAUUAAGACUACUCUGAUUCACUGAUUGGAUGGGAUGUUUCUUUAAAGACUAGGACAAUAAUUUAUUCCUACAAAUUGUGUCAGUAUUAUUCCACUGCAUAGAAUGAACAGUGAAAACAACAUUGGAAGAUAUAUGUUCUCUAUGAUAAAUUCAAUUGUGAUCCAAUUUUGGUCCUAUUAAGUAAUAUUUUCUGUUGGCAGCAAACAGCUUCUUUUUUUUUUUUCAUUUUAUAUUUUAUCAAAAGGCAAGUAGCAGGCUUUCUCUGGUGGAGUUCUUAAUUUUGAAACAAUACAUUUUGAUUUGAAGUGGCAAAAAGGAAAAGGCUUUGGACGAGUUGUGGGCUUCCAGCUUUAAAUUAGAAUGCACAUGUAUUUAGUGUUUACCAUUCAAGUAUUGGGUUGUGACUUAGGCCGUGUCCGAAACGGGCUUCCAGAGCUACGGCUAGGUCUAUUGUCUACGCGUCUCCGCACAUUUCUAAUGGAGUGAAGACCUAGACCUAGUUCUAGACAAGAGAUUUGGAUGCAGCCCCAGAGAGAAAUAAGCCAGUCUGAUGUAAUCUGAUGAAAUUAACUACUGCUUUAACUUUGAUAGAGAUGCCAGCUUGUGUCAUUUCUGAAAAAUAGUUUUUGUUAUCUUAAAAGGGAAUUCAAAGGAUGAAAUGGGAGACUAUCCCUCCAAAUGUAAAUAAUGCGGUAUAAUUCAGAGGCAUGUUAGCAUUUUAAACUAGAACCUCUGUUGUGCUAGGCAUCUUUGUAUGUCACUUUAAUCUCACUUUUUAUCGGUGAAAGCAACCUGCUUAGUCCAAUCAUUUUGUAUUUUCCUUGUUUCUUUUUUGUGCAUGCUUCUUAUGAAGUGUCAGGAUUUAAUUUGAUUUUGAAAUGUUUUUUAAAAAUUCUUUUUCCUUGUAGCUAUUUUCAGUCUUGUUCCUGAAGACAGUGAGCAUUCUUCUCUCUCUUUUGUAAAUAGACUAUCCACAAAUUAUUUAAGGAGACCAGACCGGCAGAUACAAAGACAACUCAGAGUCAACUGUACGGUCGAUUUAUUGUCCAAAGGCAAAAGAGUGAAAAACUCACUUUCCGAAAGAGAGAGUCCCCUAUAAAACUACUCCAAAAGAGUGAAAACCACUCACAGAGUGAAAAUCAGUCCAGAAGAGGAACUUAAGCCGAGUCGUCCCUUGUCUCUUAGCCUUCGCAAAAGAGUGGAAAUUUCUCCUUUUUGGAGUAGGCCUAGUAAUCACUCUUUUUGAGAGUGAGUUCCUCACUCUUGUGCAAGUAUAAAGACUACUUUUAUCCAUCCUCACAGCCAUUGAAUAACACACAUCAGAAUAAUGCUUAAAGAAA
Molecule: messenger RNA, 4098 nt
Organism: Acanthaster planci (crown-of-thorns starfish)
Lineage: Eukaryota; Metazoa; Echinodermata; Asteroidea; Valvatida; Acanthasteridae
Product: cyclic AMP-responsive element-binding protein 3-like protein 2
Biological process (GO): regulation of transcription by RNA polymerase II
Molecular function (GO): cAMP response element binding; DNA-binding transcription factor activity, RNA polymerase II-specific
Source: RefSeq, a predicted model, not a curated record